AUGGAGAAUGGUUCUGCUGCUAAAAGACAAAAAACUCAUCAACCACUAAGUUUUAAACCUGGUGGUUUAAAAUAUGUUAAAGUAUGGAAUUUUACAACUUAUUCAUUUGCUGAAUUUAAUUUAUCACCAACUUUAAAUAUGAUUAUCGGUCCAAAUGGUUCUGGUAAAUCAACUUUGGUUGCAUCAAUUUGUAUUGGUUUAGCUGGUAAUAUAAAUUUAAUUAAACGUAAAAAUUUAAAAUCAAUGAUUAAAACUGGUCAUGGUAGAGCUACUAUAGAAAUUACAAUUGAAAAUUUUGAUAAUAAACCUCCAAUUAUUAUAAAGAGAGAAUUUUCUGCAAAAGAUUCAGUAUGGACAAUUAAUAAUCGUAAAAGUACCGAAAAGGAAGUUAAAGAAUUAUGUAAAAAAUUUAAUAUUCAAUUAGAUAAUUUAUGUCAUUUUUUACCACAAGAAAGAGUUGCUGAAUUUGCAGGCUUACAACCAGAUAAAUUAUUAUUGGAAACUGAAAGAACUUUAGGUGAUGGUCAUUUAUUAAAAAUGCACGAAGAUUUAAUUGAUAAAGAUGCUGCUAGUCAAGAAUUAGGUAAGAAAAUUGAUGAUACCCAACAAAAACUAGAUGCUUUAAAUCAAGAAAGAGCAAAAUUGGAAGAAGAUGCUAGAAAAGUUGAAGAAUAUGAAGCAAAAGCAAAACAAAUUAAUGAUCAUAAAUUAUUAAUUCCUUAUGCUAAAUAUAGUGAUUUGAAAAAGACUCAAUCUCAUUUAAAACAACAAAGAGAUCAAGCUAAAAAUAGAUUAAAAUCUUUUGCUAAAAAUUAUGAACAAUUAAAUGAAGAUAAAGAAGAAAUUGAAAAUCAACAUUCAAUAGAAAGAAAAGAAUUAUAUAAAAAAGAAAAGGAAUUACAAGAUGUUGUAAGAGAAGUUGAAAAAUACAAAAAUGACCAAAAGGAAUUAAAGAAUAAUAUUAUGGAAUUAACUUCAAAUGCAGCUCAAUAUAGAAACAAAGCAGAACAAAAGAAAUGUGAAUUGAUACAGAAUCAAGAAGAAUUGGCCAGAUUGAUUGAAAAGAAGGAUAGUAUUCGAAUAGUUGAUAAAGAAGAAAUUGAAAACCUACAUCAAGAAAUGACCAAGAAAAGAAGUUCAAUGAGAGAAGAUGAAGAUGAAAUAAACGUAAUACGAAAUACACUAGAAGAGUUGAAUGGUGAAAUUAAAAAGUUGAAAGAGAAAAUUGAUAGAGAAAAUAGAGGACUUCAAAGUAAUGAUAAAUUGGAUAUUUUAAUGAGACGUAGUGAUAAGCCCAUGAGAUUGCGUGACGAAUCUUAUACAGCUCAUAAAAAAUUAAGAGAAAAACCUGAAAUCGCAGAUAAAUAUUUUGAAGCUCCAGUUAUAUCGUGUGAAGUUAAAGAUAGUAGUAUAGCACCAGCUUUAGAAAAAGUUAUUGAAAAUGGUGCCUUAUUUGCAAUCACAGUUACUUCAAAUGAAAAUCAGCGGUUAAUAAAUAGAGCUCAAGAUCAUUAUAAUUGGAAUAUAUCAACAAGAGCAGUUUCAUCAAUAGUUAAACCAAGAAAUGAUUUAUCAAAAGAGGAACUAAGAAAAUAUAAACUUGAAGGUUACUUAUCUGACCAUAUAACUGGACCUCCCGAAGUUUUGUCAAUGAUAUACAAUAAUUCAAAAAUUGAUAGAAUUCCAUAUACAAAUAGAAUUUUAACUCCAGAAGAACUUGAAAAAAUAAUAAAAGAAACUUCUUUUACAAAGCUUGUAACUGGAGAUGUGGUACAUACAAUUAGAAAAUCAUACUAUGGUAAUAAACAAGUAGUUAGACAAACUGAAAUAAUACCACCAUCACAAUUUUUUUCAGUUCAAGGUUUGUCACCAGAUGAUAAAGAUCGUAUAAAUGAAACAAUUAAUGAAUAUUUAAAAGAAAUUGAAGAAAAGGAGAAAGAAUUUCAAAAACUUAAAAUCAAAAAUACUAAUUUACAAUCGAAAAGAGCUGUAUUGAAAAAUGAAUUUGAUGAACUUAAAAGUCAACAUCAAGAGUUGAAAAAAUUGACAGAUGAUAUAACUCAUUUAGAAUCAAAGAUUGAAUUAAAGAAAAGUAAAAUUGAAAAAUUAGAACAAGAUUCAAAUAAAGAUUAUACUCAAAGAAUAAAAGCAUAUGAAAAAAGAAUUAUAGAAAAAUACAAUUCCAUUUCAGAAAUAAGUAAAAAAUUAUCUAGCAUUGUUUCAAAAUCAUCAAAAUUAGAAACUGAAAUUGUAUUUAAGAAUUUUGAAAUUUUGAAUUUGAAAAAUAGACAAUUAACUUGUGAAUCUUUAAUUAAAGAAUUAGAUGAAAUCAAGGUAAAUUUGGAAAGAGAUUUCAUUAAAUACAAAAAAGAAUACGAUCAAUUAAAAGAGAGUGCAGUAUAUAAAGAAACUGUAAAGAUGAAUAGCGAAAAAUCACCAGAAGAAAUUGAAUUCCUUUCUCAAUUAGCACAAGAAUAUAUUGAUAAUGAUACCUUUAGUGAAAAAACAAUUGUGACUAAAAUUCAAUUAUUAGAAGAUGAGUUAUCAAUUUUAUCAAGUGCUGAUAAAUCUUCAAUUGAAAAUUUAAAAACCAAAUUACAAGAAAUUGAAAGAGCUGAAAAAGAUUUACCAAUUUUUAAAAUUGAUAAAGAAAGAUUAGAUCGAAGAAUUUUAACAAUAAAAGAAGCUUGGGAAACUGAAUUAACUGAAUUAGUUGAUCAAAUUUCAAUUGCAUUUAAUCAAAGAUUUACAAAAGUUGCAAGUGAUGGUAGAGUUGAAUUGGGUAAAUCUGAAAGAUUUAAAGAUUGGAAAUUACAAAUUUUAGUUAAAUUUAGAGAACAAUCAGAAUUAAAAAUUUUGGAUCAUCAAUCUCAAUCAGGUGGUGAAAGAGCAGUUUCAACAAUUUUUUUUAUAAUGUCAUUACAAGGUUUAACUGAUGCUCCAUUUAGAAUAGUUGAUGAAAUUAAUCAAGGUAUGGAUCCAAAAAAUGAACAAAUGGCUCAUAAAUAUUUAGUACAUACUGCUUGUCAAAAUAAUAAAUCUCAAUAUUUCUUAGUUACACCAAAAUUAUUAACUGGAUUAUAUUAUCAUCCUGAUAUGGUUAUACAUUGUAUAUUUACGGGUCCAUUGAUUGAACCCAAUCAAGAAGGUAGAAAAUUUUUAGAUUUUGUUGGUAAAGCUGAAGCUGUACAAUAA
Molecule: messenger RNA, 3195 nt
Organism: Insectozyma verbasci
Lineage: Eukaryota; Fungi; Ascomycota; Pichiomycetes; Serinales; Debaryomycetaceae
Source: the annotation of a GenBank genome assembly